Messenger RNA from Galleria mellonella (greater wax moth), 7680 nucleotides. It is a transcript of the gene per, whose product is annotated as period circadian protein. The record is from RefSeq and is a predicted model, not a curated record. Gene Ontology annotation, cellular component: nucleus; cytoplasm. Gene Ontology annotation, molecular function: transcription cis-regulatory region binding; transcription corepressor binding. The transcript has 29 exons. Bases 292 to 3867 code for a protein of 1191 amino acids. Gene Ontology annotation, biological process: circadian regulation of gene expression; negative regulation of transcription by RNA polymerase II; entrainment of circadian clock by photoperiod. Lineage: Eukaryota; Metazoa; Arthropoda; Insecta; Lepidoptera; Pyralidae.
AUACAUCACUAUAUUGAGAGUGAAUGUGAACUUUUGAAUGACCAUUACAGAACCGGUGAUUGUUUUGUUACAAAUAUAGAACUGAAUUUUUGUUCAUCAAUGUAUUACCUCUUGGAGAGUUUAAUAUUGAAAUAGUACAUAUAAUAUAUAGUGGUUUUAGUAGUGUUUGUGUAUUUGUAAGUGUAAAUUAAAGUAAUUAAAGGACAUCGCAAUUAUCGAGAGAAGACUACUGACGAUUACCUAUAGCUUGAAGAAUAAAUUUAGGUUAAGUAAAUUUGAAGAUCACACAAGAUGGAUACUUUAGACGAUUCUGAAAACAACGCCAAAAUAUCAGAUUCUGCGUAUUCUAAUAGCUGCAGUAAUAGUCAGUCCAGGAGAAGUCACAGCUCGAAAUCGACUCAUUCCGGAAGUAAUUCAAGUGGUAGCAGUGGUUAUGGUGGAAAACCCUCCACAUCUGGAAGCAGUGAUCAACAACAAGAAAAAAGAAAUAAAGAAAAAGAACCUAAGAAAAAGAAGCAACCCCAAACAGAGAAUGUCAUACCACAACCACCGCCUGAAGAAGAAAGCGGGCCUGUUGAACCGGUACAGGUCGUCAAAACACCCAAAGAAGAAAUAAUAAUAAACGAAGUUGACCAGACACCAUCGCCACAACUAGCACAGGAUGAGAACGGUCCGGAAAGUAUGGAUGUAGCCGUUGAAGACAGACUCAGUGUUAUAGAUGAGGUUGUUUCGUGCAAUAUAUCGACGGUCAACACAAUGAACCUGGUACCCUGCCGAUCGACAUCUUCCGCCUGUUCAGAAGGAUUUUCGUGUGUAAUAUCGAUGGAUGACGGUGUUAUUAUGUACACCACAUCGUCUCUCACCGCUAUGCUGGGUUUCCCGAAGGACAUGUGGAUCGGAAGGUCUUUCAUAGAUUUCGUCCAUCCCAGAGACCGGAAUACGUUUGCAUCUCAAAUAACAAGCGGGUUGGCUGUUCCGAAAACUGUAAAUGGUAAAGAAAAAGCUCAAUCUCCAGGGAGUUCUGUGUCGACUAUCGUGUGUCGGAUCCGUCGGUACAGAGGACUGAACUCCGGCUUUGGUGUCAAGGAACACGGAGUGAAAUUUAUGCCUUUUCUUCUUAAACUCACAUUCAAAAAUGUAAAUGAAAAAGAUGGCAAAAUCAUUUAUUUGGUGAUACGAGCUACGCCUUUUGUCUCAGCUUUCAAAGUACCAAACGAAACUGUAACAAAAGCUGUGCCAUUCGUGAUGCGUCACUCUGCCAACGGUUAUAUAGAUUACAUUGACCCCGAGUCUGUCCCGUACCUUGGAUAUUUGCCUCAGGAUCUAACUAAUAAAGACGCGCUUCCCUUGUAUCAUCCAGAAGAUUUAGUGUAUUUGCGUCAAAUGUAUGAAACGGUUGUGAAGCAAGGGGGGAUGCCGCGCUCCAAACCGUACAGAAUGAUGACUUACAACGGUGAUUAUAUAAAAGUAGAAACUGAAUGGUCUUCUUUCAUCAAUCCUUGGUCUAGAAAACUGGAAUUUGUCAGCGCGAAAAUUUUUAUUGUCGAGGGUCCAUCUAAUCCAGACGUUUUUCACCCAAUGGAAUCAGACAAAGUUUUGAAACUAACUGAAGAGGAGAAAAUUAAGUCACACGCAUUAAGAGAAAGCAUUGUCAGAAUUUUAAAUGAAGUGCUGACAAAACCUGCGGAAGUAGCUAAACAACAAAUGAGUAAACGGUGCCAAGAUCUCGCCGUCUUUAUGGAAAAUCUGCUGGAGGAACAACCAAAAGCGGAUGAAGACUUACGUUUGAAAAUACAGGAUCAAGACAAUAGCUAUUAUGAGCGGGAUUCAGUGAUGCUCGGUGGCAUAUCACCUCACCAUGACAACAAUGACAGCCAGUCCAGUACCGAGACACCGCUUAGCUAUAACCAACUCAACUACAACGAAAAUCUUCAAAGAUAUUUCGACAGUCAUCAGCCUUUUCGUUCUGAAGAUUUUAUUUUCGGGCCUGGUGGAUAUAUAGUGACGGAAAAAAUUACCCAUCCUCUAACAAGCUGCCUGUCCCCGUUAGCGACAAUUUCCGGAGACUCUGUCGAGAUGAACAGUUCUUGCGGGAGUAACCCGGACUUAAUGCCGAUUAGUUGUGCCCCUACAUUGAGCGGAUUCCAACAAGUGCGGCUCACCGAGGCGAUUAUUAAUAAGCAUAACGCAGAAAUGGAAAAGGAGCUGAUGAAAAUUCAUAGAGAAUUAAGCUGUAGUACCAAAGGUGAAAGAGAAAAGAUAUCCAAGGAAAACAGGAAGAAGAGGAAAGAGCAUUUAGCAAGAUGCAAUGCAACUUUCCAGCCAACUGCAGCCGGCACUCCGUCUGUCGCUGAAACCCCGCGCUCACGAAAGUCUAUUCAAAAUCGUCAUGGGAUAAAGCGCUCAAAACAAUUGGACUUUGAAGAGAGCUCACACAAGCAUCAUUGUUCAUCGACGCGGACAACUCGACGUAAGCAAACGACGAGCGCUGCUGCAGCACAAUGCUCCUCUACAAUCACAACAACCGUAGCUGCCAACCAUUGGACACCGAACCCAAUGAACAACAUGAACACGUUCAUACUGGGCGUCGGAUUACCACAACAAAUGUCGAUCAUAAGACCGGUGCUUCCGCAACAAAUGCCUACUAUGACUGCCGUGCCAGGCAUGUUCCCAAUGUAUUACGCCCCGGCGGAGUCAGCCCCAGCCUUGGCCUCGAGUUCGAGCAAUGUAGACGCCUCUAAAAAUACUGGGCCAUAUCCAGCGCAAGCGAUGCAAUGCAUGAUGUACGGACAAACGGUGUACGGGUCUCCAUUUGUGUACUCCCCUAUAACGCCGCACGUGUCGUACCCGAUGCAGCAGACUAUGAUGCCGCAGCCUAUGCAAUGCACCAACACCACGAGUCCCUUAGGGCUCACAAGUAGUAAUUAUGAAGAGGCAUGUAAACCUAGUUUACACCUGAGAUCAAGUAAAUUGGGCAACUGGCGGGACAAAAAGCCAACUGAAUCUCAAGGCACGACGUCUAAGAUGGGACAAGGAAAUGUGGAUAGCUUAUAUUCUUCAAAUACUUUAAAUCGGGCGUCUGGAGCACACAGUAGCGACAGUCAGAGCGGGAAUGAAAAGUCUGCCAAAUCUUCAGAGCCGAGGUGUCCAUCAGACAGCCCCAAGAGUACGGAUAUGGUGUUGGAUACUGGCGAUAGUGGGUCCAGAUCGGAAAAAUCGAAAAGCACCAGGGCAGCAAUAAACAGCGACGAAAAUGUGGACAGAAUGGAUGGAGAAUCCAGCUAUUCGUCUUUCUAUUCGUCAUUUUUCAAGACUGAGUCUGGAAGCGCGGAAGAGAGUGGAGACGCUAAGAAAACUCCUAAAAUUAGGUUUUGGGACAGAAAUCGUCGAGGUGAAGAUCAGAGUUCUGGUGAAGCGACGUCGUCGCUCUACGAACCACGACAAUCCAAAAAGGUAGCCAAGAGGAAAAUAGAACCUCCAUGGCUAGAACAGGUGUGUGUGACAUCUGAUCUCAUGUACAAGUAUCAAGUCCUGCCAAAGAGUAUGAAUGAAGUUCUUAUAUCCGAUAAAGAAAAAAUCACCAGCAUUGAACAGCCGUCGUUAGUGAACGAACAAUUGGGCCAACUCUACGUGGAUUUGCAACUUGAAGGCGUAGCUUCGAGGCUCACACUCGAAGAAGGCAUCACCAGUUCCAGUAGUUCUGGAGAAGAAACUUUGACUACCACUCCCAAGGCACCUCGAAGGAAACGUGAAUAUAGUAAGUUAGUUAUGAUUUACGAAGAGGAUGCACCUUUACCGUCCCCGCCAGAGGGCGAUGCGGUUGUAGGAUCUUCUGAGGAUAUGCAACCAGAAAUGAACCAGAAAUAAUAAAGUAAGAGACAUGUUACAGUGAAUAAACAAUGUAAAAACAAUAAUUACAAGUGAUAUAAAAGGGUAACAAUUAAGUACGUUUAUUAGUUUUUAAGUAAUUUUGACAGUUAAUCUUAAGAACUAUGAUUAGAUUAUAACCUGUUUUGUUCAAAAAAUCUAGUGAAGACUUUAGUAAUAGAGUAGAAGUAUUACGUUUUCUUAUUUUUUAUUUCUGUAUAUUCUUACCCAUGUCACCUAAGUGACUUGUUCGUAUUUCACUUUUUCUAAUAGUACUGCCUAGUCGCGCAAUUUUCGUACACUUGGUAGCUAAAAUAGUAUUAAGCCGCUUUACCUUUUUAAGUUCAUUAAAUUUGAUUCUUAGAUUUUUUUAUAUUUUUUAUAGUUUUUGAAAACUAUUGUGUCUGCUUUUGUUUAUGCGCCAAAUCCAUUCCAUUUACGAUCCCGGUGAUAUUUCUCGAUCUCAGAAUAUAAUAAAAAAGUGUUGUAGUCAAUUUAUUUAAGAUAGUAAUUGGAUCUUUAAUCUGAGCGGAAUAUUCAAGGACCAAUUCAGGUUGACUGGUUUCAUGGCCUAUUAAAAUAAGUUUUUUUUUUUUAUAAAAAUAUGAUUAAGACUAUAAUUUUUAAUAUAAUAGUGAGAGGAAUUUGUUGACUGUUGCUAUUAUGGUGAACGUAAUAGUUUUCUUAUAUUUUAUCUAAAUCUUGCAUUAUAUUUAAUUGACCGAAGUGCGUAUUGAAACUAUAUAUUUUUUUAUUUGAGAGACUCUUAAUAUUAUAAAGUUUUGAGCGAAUGCAGUAAGAGUAAAUUUUAAUACAAAUAAUUGACAUAUUUUCAAAAUUGUAUGCGCAGGAUCAGAAGUCUCUAUUUUUUAUAUUUAAUGAAACCGAGAUUUUGGAAAUUUUAAUGUCCUUAUAAUAGAAACAAAAUAUUAAAUUGAUGCAAAUAUUUUUUGUGAUAGUAAACUUUUUUAAGCAUAUAAAUAGUAUAUAUGUUUCAACUCAAUUAUACAAGAUGUAUAGGAAUACAUAUCCUCAUUUCAUAUCCGAUCUUUGUAAAUGGUUUAAUUAUAUCUCCUAAAAUAAUACAAUUUAUUUAUUCUAAUUAUGCCGUUGUUCUAAUGUUAUUCAAAAUUGAUUAUUGUUUGAUAUAAAAAACAUACGACAUAAUUUUGCAAGGUAUUAGCGUGAUCAGCGGUUUAGUAAGAGAAUAUGAAUUACGAGCAAAAAUUGAAUCAUAAAAAUAAAUAUUCCUUGAUGUAUUUGUCGAUUGUUACCCUUAUGCAGAAUGCCCACAUUUCCUUGAGUAUUUGAAUCCAAUAUGAUAGGGGCCUACCGCUGUGUCUCUAAUUAAUUUGGAUUCUUUGUUAUUAUUAGAGAGUUAGAAAUAUAAAUUAAAACACAAUAUUUUUAAUGAUCGUCAAAUUCAAACGUACUAGCUUUUAACAUUUUUUUUAUUUGUUUUUGUUUUCGUUAUCAAUAUAAUUAUACUUAAAUAGCAUUUUUUAAAUUUUAUACUUAAAGUUCCUAAACUUAAUAAACAAAUAUAUUUUAUAAUUAUAUGUAAGUUUUGUGAUAAAAUAUCAAGGACUUUCUUGAGUUGAACUUUGUGAUAAAGUAGGGCUUUAUUGAUCGUAUUAUAUCUUUUAGAUAACAUAUGAUUUUUAGGAAAAUAAUCGGAUUUGGUUUUCAAUUAUACGAGUUAUUUUAAAUUUUUAUUUGACGGCGUUGAUUAAAUUUUUCUUAACUAAAGAUGCCUACUUUUAUAUGUACGUUUUUGCACUGACGCAUUAAUAUUUAUCAUGUAGGCAUCCAUUAGUUUUUAGCGACGUAAAAAAAAAGAAAAAAUACUUUUCGUUUUCAUAAAAAACGGUUUUCAAUUACAUUCUACUUUUUAUUAUAUUUGAUUUUAUUAUAACUUCAUAUUUCGUAGCCACUUUUGCCCAAAAUAACCAUAUUGAGUCAGUGUUUUAUUUUCUGUACCAUUUUUAAAUCCGACCGCUGUUCAUACUAAUGUCGACUGUAUCAUAUUUUUAAAUGCAAUAGCAAUAUAGGGUUGUGUUUAAGUGCUUGUGAACAUGCAUAUUCCAAAGAUAUCCAAAUAUGUAGUUGAAUAUUUACAAAUAUAGUUAGAAUAUACGAGUAUAUAUUUUUUCAGCAUUUUGCAAAUAUUUACUUAUACGUAUAUAUGUUUAAAUAUUCAUGUUCAAUUUUUUAUAUUUUAACUUUUAUUGUCCUGUUGACAUUAACAUUUUUUAUAUAACAUAUUAUAAUUAGCAGAUAGUAGGUGUAAUGCGAUAUCGUCUACUAAAUAUAAUAUGUAUGUUCGUAACAGAUCCAAAUUAUCAACCAAAUACUGAAUAAUUACUAAGUUUGAGUUUUAAAGUUACAAAUGUUAGUGCAGUAUAUUUGUUGUUAACUAUUCGAAGAACGAUAUUCUUUACAGUAUGUUACAAUAUUGAUACAUGCCUUAUAUUGAUACAUAUUUAACUAGUUAUUCAUAAAAACUUAGAACGUCCGUAGUAUUUUAUCUCUUUCUUUAAAAUUUCAAGUUUGAUUUCAAAAGAAAUAUUCUACUACUUCAGAAUGUAAUUUUGUAGUAUUAGGAACAACGUGUUUAAUUGAAUUAUAAUUUGAAAUUAUUAGUUGUUAUUUUAAAACCAUUGUAUAAAUUAAUUGCUUGUUUUGUGAUAUAACACUGAAACCGUCUUCUUUAUAGUCUAAAAGAUGUUAUGAACGCCAUAUUUUAAUUUAUGUUAUAAAAGUGUGACAUACUUUAAAAAUGUUUGAAUCCAUGAUAAUAUAUAAUGUUAAAGCGUGGAGGAAGUGCAAUUAAUAACCAAAAUUAAUUUUUAUUUUUUAGUUGCAAGAGGAAACUUUGAAAUGAAAAAUAAAAUACUAAUUAUUGUAUAUUUUGUACUUUGAAUUUUAUAAUAAAAAAAAUUAAUUUUUAUAUAAUACGCAUUAACCAGAAAAAGCAUAAUAAUGAUAAUAUUUAAAAUUUUCAAAAUUUAAAUUUAUUUUUGUUUGUAAAUUUAUACAGAGGUAAUAAAAUAUAUAAUGUAUUUAACUUAAUUCAUAUAAUGUUAUGUUACUUGAUUUAAAAAAAUUUAAUAUCUUUGUUAAAGAAUAAAUUAAUAUUCUUUGUAUGAGCUUUCUAUAAAACAGGGUAAUCAUGUUAUUUAUUGGAUAAUUUUAAUAUCAAAUCGUAUGACGAUAGCGUGCUCUUGUGACAAUUCAAGAUGACGGUUUUUAUUAUACACGAAAGCAUAGCUUGCCAUAAUGAUAACUUUAGGUGCUCUCGAAAUUAUUAAGUAAGUAAUUAUAUUCUUAUGUGAUCUAAAUAUAAAUAUUAAAAAGAUAAUUUUUGGAUUGGUAUACUCAGUAUUGGGGACUUCGGCCCGCAGUUAUAUGUUUAAUCGACUGAGAUAACCGCUUCAUUAAAAUUGUUUAUUAAUGUAUCCUAUUUAAGAUAUAGGCUAUUAAUGUAUCAUAGUCAGAUAGAUAUAGUUCUCGUGAAACAGAGUUGCGAUUGAUAUUUUUCUAUUGACUCUUGAUAUUGAAUUUGUAUUGUUCAAACAGUACUGGGUUAUUGCACAAGAAAAUUAUGUCUGCAUACCCUUAGAUGUAGAUGCCGCCGUUAUAUUAAUAGUGGUAAAUUGUAAUCAAAUCAAUGAAAAAAAUUCUCAAAAUUAUCUCUAUGAUAAUAUGAGGACAGAAUUCAUUGACGUUAUGUUUUGUUAAUAUUAUUUUUUUCAUUUAAUAUAUAUAUAUAACUAAGUCUUUGCUUAAAUAAAUCAGUGAUGUUGACUGAUA